AGUGGACUCUGGUGCAACUGUAUCGUGCGGGACGGCCUGCAGGGAGAGCACGUGAGCAGACGGACCGCAGGUACACAGCAGAGGAAGGAACGCUCAGUGUUUUGGAUCGUGCAGUUUAUUCCGCAGGGUUAACGGGUAAUAACGGUUCCGUCUGCAUGGCAACGGGUAGGCUCGUAGAGGUGUACCUGGACCUGCUGUCGCAGCCCUGCCGGGCGAUUCACAUCCUGCUCACCUGCAACAAGAUCCCGCACCGAGUCCGACCCGUGGCGCUGCGCAAAGGAGAACAUCGGAGUCCAGAAUUCACUAAACUGAACCCCAUGCAGAAGGUUCCUGUCAUGGUGGACAGCGGCUUCGUCCUCACAGAGAGUCUGACUGUAAACUGUCACAGCGACGCCAUCCUCAAGUACCUGGUGACCAAGUGUGACAUCCCCGAGCACUGGUAUCCACGGCAAAUGGAGCGACGAGCUAGAGUGGACGAGUACACGGCCUGGCACCACACUAACACACGGGCACGCGCCGCCAAAGUCUUCAUUCUGGAGGUGCUGCUGCCGACACAGUUUGGUGCUCAGGUGGAUGAAGAGCGUCUGAAGCUGGCGCUGUCGGAGCUGGAUGACACGCUGGAUAAACUGGAGUCCAUGUUCCUUCGUCGGCAGCCAUUUCUCUGUGGCGAUGACAUCACCGUGGCCGACCUGCUCGCCAUCUGUGAGCUCAUGCAGCCUCUGGGAGGGGGGCGGGAUGUCCUUAAGGACCGCCCACUGCUGCAGCGAUGGAAGAAUCGCGUCCAGUCAGCUGUUGGCGAGUCAUUCGAUGAAGCUCAUGCUGUGCUGUACGGCGUCAGGGACCGUCGCCAAGCCCGGCUUUGAUGUCACCGAGGGGCAGGGCAUCAUUAUGACCCUCAGUGUAGCAGAUUGGUUGGAGGAGGGGUUUGAUUUCAGAUCAGUAAUUUGAAACUUUAAAUUUUAUAACAAUCAAAAUGUUUAACAGAAGCUUAAGUCAAA
Molecule: messenger RNA, 998 nt
Organism: Melanotaenia boesemani (Boeseman's rainbowfish)
Lineage: Eukaryota; Metazoa; Chordata; Actinopteri; Atheriniformes; Melanotaeniidae
Gene: gstt2
Product: glutathione S-transferase theta 2
Exons: 5
Coding region: 156-863 (235 amino acids)
Biological process (GO): glutathione metabolic process
Cellular component (GO): cytoplasm
Molecular function (GO): glutathione transferase activity
Source: RefSeq, a predicted model, not a curated record